GAAUCCUUCACUUUGGCCAUGGCUGCUUCAAAUUCGGAUGCGCAGGCAUCGGGUCUGGCCGAUGGUAUGGAUCCGUCGCACACGUACAUCCCGAAUCAGGGAUAUGUGAAGGAAGAUGGCUCUCUCCCCGCCAUGGCGGGGCAAGACUCUGCCGCACAGGAAAACGAAGAAGAGGAGGGGGACGACUACUACGACGAUAUCUUCGAAGAGGACCUUGAUGAGGAAGACUUCAGCUCCUCCAACCCCGCCGACCUCACAAAAGCGUACAACCGCCAGCGCAAAACGAACGAGGUCGCUGCGGACCCCAACGCCCCCAAAUGGACGCUCCCCAAGACAAACGUGCAGAAGCCCACCGUGAACACACAUGCCUCGGUCGACGAUCAGAUUAAGUCUUUGACGAAACACGCCGGCAAGAUUCGCCUUGAUGACACACAAUCGGGACUGGCAGCGCGUGGUGACCGUGGCGGUGACCGUGCCGACAGGGCGACCUCCGAGCAGGUCCUGGAUCCCCGCACACGAAUGAUCCUGCUGCAGAUGAUCAACCGCGAGAUUGUCUCCGAGAUUCACGGAUGUCUAUCCACUGGUAAGGAAGCCAACGUCUACUACUCCAUCUCGUACCCGGACGGCGAAGACACCCCGCUGCACCGUGCCAUCAAGGUCUACAAGACCAGCAUCCUGGUGUUCAAGGACCGUGACAAGUACGUGACCGGCGAGUUCCGAUUCCGACAGGGAUACAGCAAGAGCAACAACCGCGCCAUGGUGAAGCUGUGGGCGGAGAAGGAAAUGCGCAACUUGCGCAGACUUUACGCGGCCGGAAUUCCGUGUCCCGAGCCCAUUCACCUGCGUCUCCACGUCCUGGUCAUGGGCUUCGUCGGAAGCUCGAAGGGUGUCGCCGCUCCCCGGCUGAAGGACGUCGAGUUUGAUGUCCCCGACCCGGAGGCCAAGUGGCGCGAGAUCUACCUGGAGCUGCUCGGCUACAUGCGCGUGAUGUAUCAAACCUGCCACCUGGUCCACGCCGAUCUGAGUGAGUACAACAUGCUCUACCACAAGAACAAGCUCCACAUCAUCGAUGUCAGUCAAAGUGUGGAACACGAGCACCCGCGCAGUCUGGAAUUCCUGCGCAUGGAUAUCAAGAACGUCAACGACUUCUUCCGCCGCAAGAACGUCGACAUUCUGAGCGAGCGGGCUAUCUUCGAAUUCGUUAUCUCCAGCGAAGGCCCGACCAUGGCCACCCCGGCCGAGCCCAUGCUCGAGGCAAUCGAGCACCUCUACGCCACGCGUGGGGAGAAGGCCGAGGACGAGCAAACCGACGUCGACGCCGCCGUCUUCCGUCAGCAGUACAUCCCCCAGACGCUGGAGCAGGUGUACGAUUUCGAGCGCGACGCCGAGCAGGUGCGUGCCGGAAAGGGCGAUGACCUUGUUUACCGGGACCUUCUUGCGGGGAGCAAGAAGCCCGCACCGGCCGACGAUGACGCGAGCGACGCCGGCUCCGAUGCCAGCGGCGGCGUGUCCGUCGACGGAUCCGACUCCGAGGAGCACGAUCCGUUCGCGCCGAAACCCCCUCGCGGCAAGCGGUUCGAGGACAAGGACUCCAAGCGCGACCACAAGCAGAAGGUCAAGGAGGAGAAGCGGGAGCAGCGUGCCAACAAGAUGCCCAAGCACUUGAAGAAAAAACUUGUGUCUGGGUCGGCUCGCAAGAAGAAAUGAGCAAUUCGCCCUUGUUUUUCUCUUCUCAACAUCCCUUAUUUCUAGGAUCUAUCACACUUGGGGUUACGGGAAAUCAAAAGUUGCUUUGGAUGCGUACGAUCUGAUGAUUUAUGACUGGGUUGUUUGAUAGAUAGUCAUGUUUGGAUGCAUAUAUAUUCUUUCUAAGCUGUGGCUAUUUUUUUUCUCUC
Molecule: messenger RNA, 1895 nt
Organism: Aspergillus heteromorphus CBS 117.55
Lineage: Eukaryota; Fungi; Ascomycota; Eurotiomycetes; Eurotiales; Aspergillaceae
Product: serine/threonine-protein kinase RIO1
Exons: 1
Coding region: 19-1707 (562 amino acids)
Biological process (GO): maturation of SSU-rRNA
Cellular component (GO): cytosol; preribosome, small subunit precursor
Molecular function (GO): protein serine/threonine kinase activity; ATP binding
Source: RefSeq, a predicted model, not a curated record